Molecule: messenger RNA, 705 nt
Organism: Closterium sp. NIES-65
Lineage: Eukaryota; Viridiplantae; Streptophyta; Zygnematophyceae; Desmidiales; Closteriaceae
Source: the annotation of a GenBank genome assembly
AUGCUGGAAUGGGUUAUGAGCUCUUCAAGUCAGUAUCACACCCGGGCGGGUGUGGAGGGCUUGAGCUGCCAAAGAGGCCAGUACCACACCGGGGUGGGUGUGGAGGGUCCUCAACCGCUAAAGAGAGAGAGAAGUCCACACCGGGGUGGGUGUGGAGAAAUCUCCUCUUUCUACUUAAUAGCUUUCCCACAUUGGGGUGGGUGUGGGGAGUUCGCUCUCAGUCACUUGCAGGCUUUCCCACACCGGGGUGGGUGUGGGGGGCUCUUGGUGGGUGUGGCUUGCUCUACGUCGGAUGGGUGUGGCUUGCUCUACGUCGGAUGGGUGUGGCUUGCUCUACGUCGGAUGGGUGUGGCUUGCUCUACGUCGGAUGGGUGUGGCUUGCUCUACGUCGGAUGGGUGUGGCUUGCUCUACGUCGGAUGGGUGUGGCUUGCUCUACGUCGGAUGGGUGUGGCUUUCUCUACGUCGGAUGGGUGUGGCUUGCUCUACGUCGGAUGGGUGUGGCUUGCUCUACGUCGGAUGGGUGUGGCUUGCUCUACGUCCGAUGGGUGUGGCUUGCUCUACGUCCGAUGGGUGUGGCUUGCUCUACGUCCGAUGGGUGUGGCUUGCUCUACGUCCGAUGGGUGUGGCUUGCUCUACGUCCGAUGGGUGUGGCUUGCUCUACGUCGGAUGGGAUCUUUAGCCUCCGAGCACGGCAGUACCCGUAA